Cladophialophora bantiana CBS 173.52 is the source of this 2913-nucleotide messenger RNA. RefSeq lists its product as uncharacterized. Gene Ontology annotation, cellular component: cell wall. The record is from RefSeq and is a predicted model, not a curated record. NCBI's taxonomy places the organism in Eukaryota, Fungi, Ascomycota, Eurotiomycetes, Chaetothyriales, Herpotrichiellaceae. The coding region runs from base 1 to 2913 and encodes 970 amino acids. The transcript is spliced from 5 exons. Gene Ontology annotation, molecular function: beta-glucosidase activity; structural constituent of cell wall. Gene Ontology annotation, biological process: glucan catabolic process.
AUGCUCCAACUCAUUUCUGCUCUCCUCUUUGUUAAUGCUUCUGUACAACUAUCAGACUACUCACAAGCUGUCUUAAAGCCUGUUGAAUCUGCAGAUGCCGUCUUCAAGCGGCAAGCUGCUCAACCAUACAAUAAUGACUACACUGGACCCAUUUGGACGUCGCCUCCAAAAUAUCCAUCCCCAUGGGGUGCUGGUACGGGAGAUUGGGCUGCCGCGUACGAAAAGGCUCGCGCCUUCGUCAGCGGCUUGACUUUAAUGGAGAAAGUCAACCUCACAACCGGUGUUGGCUGGGAAUCUGAUCGAUGUGUGGGAAAUUCUGGCUCCAUUCCUCGUCUGGGCUUCGAGCCCCUUUGCUUGCAGGAUGGCCCACUGGGCAUUCGUUUCGCCGAUUAUGUCUCUGCUUUCCCCGCUGGCCUGAAUGUGGCUGCUACGUGGAGCCGUGACCUUGCGAGAGCUCGAGGGGAAGCCAUGGGAGCUGAGAACAGAGGCAAAGGUGUCGAUGUGCAACUCGGUCCCGUCUGUGGCCCACUCGGCCGUGCUCCUGAAGGUGGCCGAAACUGGGAGGGUUUUAGUCCCGAUCCGUAUCUCACCGGAGCUUUGAUCGCUCCCACUAUCCAAGGCAUCCAAAGCCAAGGGGUUAUGGCAUGUACAAAGCACUUCAUUGGAAAUGAACAGGAACACUUCCGCCAGGUCGGGGAAUCUAUUGGCUACGGAUACAACAUCACCGCCACCCUCAGCUCCAAUAUUGAUGACAAGACCAUCCACGAACUCUACCUUUGGCCUUUCGCCGAUGCCGUUCGAGCGGGUACAGCUUCAGUCAUGUGCUCUUAUCAGCAGGUGAACAACUCUUACGCCUGUGCCAACUCUUACACAAUGAAUCAUCUUCUCAAGGGCGAGCUCGGAUUCCAAGGCUUCGUCAUGUCAGACUGGCAAGCUCAACACUCUGGAGUUGGUACAGCCUUGGCUGGACUCGACAUGUCUAUGCCUGGUGACACACUGUUCAACACCGGAUAUACCUACUGGGGCACCAAUCUCACUAUUGCUGUAAUUAAUGGCACCAUUCCUGAAUGGCGACUGGAUGACAUGGCCACGAGAAUCAUGGCGGGGUACUACUACGUUGGUCGUGACACUGCCAGAGUUCCGACCAACUUCUACGCAUGGAGCCAGAAUACGUACGGACACGCUUCUGCCGCAGAUCCUAAUUCCCCUUUGGUCAUCGUCAACGAACACCUGAAUGUCCAGGACGAGCAUCGCAAUAUCAUCAGACAAGUUGGUCAGGCCUCAACUGUCCUUUUGAAGAACAACGGUGGCCUUCCACUCACGGGCCAAGAGAGACAAGUCGCGGUCGUUGGCUAUGAUGCUUGUAGCAACCCUUGGGGGCCCAAUGGGUGUCCAAAUCGGCAAUGCAACAAUGGAACAUUGGCUAUGGGUUACGGCAGCGGUACUUGCGAAUUCCCAUAUUUGGUGACACCAGAACAAGCUAUCCAGCAGUAUAUUCUUACGAAUACGGAUUCGGAGGUGUCGACUAUUUGCGACAACUACGCAGACUCUCAGAUGCAGACCCUAGUGACGCAAUCAGAUGUUGCCAUUGUUUUUGCGAACGCCCAAUCUGGUGAAGGAUUCAUAACCAUUGACGGCAAUACCGGCGAUCGCAACAAUUUGUCCCUCUGGGAAGGUGCGGACCGAUUGAUCAACAAUGUGACCAAGUAUAGCAACAACACUAUUGUAGUCAUGCACACUGUGGGCGCUGUCAAUGUUUCUGCAUGGUACGACAACCCGAACGUCACGGCUAUCCUAUGGGCGGGCUUGCCCGGUCAGGAAAGUGGUAAUGCUCUGGUAGACAUCCUCUAUGGUCUCGUCAAUCCCGGUGGGAAACUGCCCUUCAGCAUUGCGCGGAACCGGGAAGACUAUGGCACGGAUGUUCUCUAUGAACCCAACAAUGGACAGUUUGAUGCCCCACAAGUCCUUUUCUCCGAGGGCGUGUUCAUCGACUAUCGGCACCUCGAUGCGGCUGGCAUCGAGCCUAUCUAUGAGUUUGGGUUCGGCCUCAGCUACACCACUUUUGAAUAUUCCAACUUGGUGAUCACUCCCGGAAACCCAGCACCAUAUAUUCCCGCCGGUGGAUUGACAGGACCAGCCCCAGUUCUGGGUAACUCGUCCACGGAUCCGUCACUGUACCUCUUCCCCAAUGCCAGCAUUCCUUAUCGUUACUACGAGUUCAUCUACCCGUACCUCAACACGACCGACCUCGAAGCCGCGUCCGCCGAUCCUGAUUAUGGCCUGCCAACGGAUCAGUAUGUUCCGGCUGGUGCCACCGAUGGUUCACCGCAGCCUGUCCAGCCUGCUGGAGGGGGGGUUGGUGGCAACCCUCUCCUCUAUGAAGUUGUCGCGACGGUGACCGCAACAAUUACCAACACAGGAAAUGUUGUUGGUGAUGAGGUCGUGCAAUUAUAUGUUUGGCUCGGGGAAGGAGAACCACCAAAAGUUCUUCGUGGGUUUGAUCGCCUGACAAUUGCACCUGGCGAGUCAGCGACGUUUACUGCCGAGCUCACUCGCCGUGAUGUAUCGGUCUGGGAUACCACUAUUCAGAACUGGGUAGAGGUCAGCAACCCAACCAUUUAUGUCGGCGCUUCGAGCAGAAAUCUCCCGCUAUCGGGUACCCUUGCAAACGGCGGUUCCCCACCUUCUGGUCCCAGUGGAGGAAGUUUCACGCUUCCAGUUGGCCCAUCUUCUAGCUAUGGCACUCCUACAUACUCCUGGAGCUCAGGAUAUGGACAUCCCACAGGCCCGCCGGUUUCUCAAAUCUCCGACGGACAACCCGAAGUCAUUAGUCAGAUUUCGGACGGCCAGCCUCAAUGGGGUGCACCCGUUACGCAAAUCUCGGACGGCCAACCUCAAGCCACGACGGCAUGA